GUCACGACUUUCCGACGCACGUUGCUAGUUAGUUGUUUGGACAUUAGCAGUUAGCACUGCAUCCAACACAUCUUCACAUGGCGAAUGGAUGUAAAGACGUGCUGUUCACACGUGGAACUGGGCAGAGUGAUGAUUCGGAUAUAUGGGAUGACACAGCACUGAUAAAGGCUUAUGACAAGGCAGUCACAUCGUUCAAGACUGCCCUGAAGGGAGAAGAUGAUCAGCAACAGUCCAAGCAACAUCAACCAGGAAAAAAACGCAAAAACAACAAAAAGAACCAGAGCAGCAAAAGAACCAACUCACCACCAGAUAAAGAGUGGCAGGUGGGGGACUCGUGCACUGCGUACUGGUCAGAGGAUGGCCAGCUCUAUCCAGCCACCAUCUCCUCCAUUGACGAGAAUAGAGGAACGUGCGUAGUUGUUUAUACCGGUUAUGGCAACGAGGAGGAGCAGAACCUGGAGGAUCUGCUGGCAGAGAUCUCUGAGGGUGAUGAGGAAUCAAAUACCAAGGCAAAAGAAGGAGAAUCAUCAACAGAGGAGAGUGACAGAUCAACCACACCAAACCAACACAGACAUCAGGCACACAGUAAAGGCCAAAAACCCAAGACUCCCAGAGAACCACCUCCUAUGUGGGCUUCUGGUUUCCCUGGGUUUCCACCAGGCCCACCUCCAAUGCACGCUUUCAGACAGGGGGGAAGCAGACGAUCUGGUGGCCAUGGACCUGUACCUCCUUCCUGGCCUCCCAUGAUGCCUUUUGGACCACCAAUGAUCCCUCCACCUCCACCAAUGAGCCCUGACAUGGUGGAUGACGAAGCCUUGGGCAGCGUGCUCAUCUCCUGGUACAUGAGUGGAUACCACACAGGAUACUACCUGGGGUUAAAACAAGGACGCAAAGAAGCUGCCAAUUGGACAAAACUGCAUCACAAAUGAAAGGAUUAUUGAGAUUCUCGUGGCCUCACAUGGAACAGCAGCCAGUUGUGUCUGAUGUGUGUUUUUCUUGUUUCUACCUGUUCAUGUCACUUCAUGGAUUUUCUAUUGGUUGUAAAUAGAUUAAAUAAAGGCUAUCAGAUCAGA
Acanthochromis polyacanthus (spiny chromis) is the source of this 1073-nucleotide messenger RNA. RefSeq names its product survival of motor neuron 1, telomeric (gene smn1). Gene Ontology annotation, molecular function: RNA binding. The record is from RefSeq and is a predicted model, not a curated record. The transcript has 8 exons. Gene Ontology annotation, cellular component: cytoplasm; nucleus. The coding region runs from base 78 to 929 and encodes 283 amino acids. Gene Ontology annotation, biological process: mRNA processing. NCBI's taxonomy places the organism in Eukaryota, Metazoa, Chordata, Actinopteri, Pomacentridae.